AGGCAGACUACACAUAGAAAAUGGCGGGAAAAAUAGCGACUUACGUGUAACGUACGCGAUUCCACCAUCUAUAAUCCCCGCCAUUUCUUCGAUGACCCGCUGUUCAUUUCAAAAGCUAUCUUCACUUGCACAGUCUGCGCGUUUUGGCACCAAUCGAUCCAUCGAUCUCCAUUUUCCUCCAAAACCCCAACUAAUUCAAAAUCCAAUAUCGUCUAGAAAUUUAGGGUUAGGGUUUUGCCUUAUUUGCCAAUAACGGACUAAUGGGAAACAAAGUUACUGACGAGCUGCUCUCCACUGUUCGGUCUAUUGUUGGCUGUGACUUCUCCGAUAUGGACAUCAUCAGAGCUCUCCAUCUUGCAAAGUAUGACCCUACUGCCGCUGUCAACAUCAUCUUCGACACCCCUAAUUUCAAUUCCAAAUUUAAACCCCAAAUUUCCAAAACCCCAAAUCCAAGCACAAAGUCUAAGCCUAAACAUGCCCCUGACAAGCCGAAAUUGGUAGAUAAGGAGAAUGGGAAUCGCAAUUUGGGCGACAACUUGGCUGUUUCUUGCAGCGGAAGUACUGAGGGUGAGGGUGAGGGUGAGGGUGAUGUUAAUGGUGAGAAUUUGACCCUCUCAGAUUCUGCUGGGAGUGAGUGGUGGUAUGUGGGUAGUGGUGAUGUGGCGGGGUUGUCAACGUGUAAAGGGAGGAAGGUGAAGGCUGGUGAUGAAGUUUUAUUCACAUUUCCAACUAAGAGUAAUAAUUCCAGUUCACCUUCUCCCGGGAAGGUUUUUGGGAAGGGAAGGCAAGCAGCUGCAUCCUGUUCGGAGAUAGUGAGAUUUUCCACUAGAGAUGGUGGAGAAGUUGGUCGAAUACCUAAUGAGUGGGCUCGAUCUCUGUUGCCGCUUGUGAGGGAUAAGAAGGUUAGAGUUGAGGGCUGUUGCAAAUCGGCUCCUGAUGUACUGGGGAUAAUGGAUACCAUUCUGUUGUCAAUAAGCGUAUACAUUGACAGUGCCAUGUUCCGCAAGCACCAGAAGACCUCACUUAAGGCUGCCAGCCAUUCUAAUGAGGAAACAAUUAUUCAUCCUCUUCCAAAUUUAUUCCGUUUGCUUGGAUUGACCCCUUUUAAGAAGGCAGAAUUUACACCUGCUGAUUUGUAUACAAAGAAGCGACCAUUGAACUCAAAGGAUGGGUCUGGUAUUCCUGUGUCACUGUUACAUGCCAACAAUUCUAAGAAUCAAUCAAAAAAUGGAAAUGAAGUUGAAAAUGAGGAGUCCAUUUCAGAUGCCGAUCUUGACAAUAUUGUUGGUGUUGGGAACUGCUCUGAGUUAGAGGAAAUGGAUCCUCCUACUACGCUUCAGUGUGAACUUCGACCCUACCAAAAGCAGGCUCUGUACUGGAUGAUUCAGCUGGAGAAGGGAAAAUGUGCAGAGGAGGGAGCUAUAACUCUUCAUCCAUGUUGGGAGGCUUAUCAUCUAGCAGACAAGAGGGAGCUUGUUGUCUACUUGAAUACAUUUUCAGGUGAUGCUACAGUAGAAUUUCCAAGCACACUUCAAAUGGCCAGGGGAGGAAUUCUGGCAGAUGCUAUGGGACUCGGGAAGACCAUCAUGACCAUAGCCCUUCUGCUUGCUCAAUCUGAAAGGGAUAGGUCAUCAAGUAGUCGAUCUGUGAGUCAUCUUCCCAAUGAAGAUGGUGACAUUGAUGAUAUUUUAGUAUCGCCAAAUCCUCUGAAAAAGUUUAAAAAAUUUUCUGGCUUUGAUAAGUUGAUGAAGCAGAAGAAAAUUCUUGCAGAUGGUGGCAAUCUGAUUAUAUGCCCUAUGACUCUUCUGGGCCAGUGGAAGGCAGAGAUAGAAACUCACGCACAACCUGGUUCUUUGUCUAUAUAUGUUCACUAUGGACAAAGUAGAACAAAGGACACGAAGCUUCUAGCUCAGAAUGACGUUGUAAUAACUACAUAUGGAGUAUUAGCUUCAGAGUUUUCGGCAGAGAAUGCUGAAGAGAAUGGGGGACUCUAUUCAGUUCAGUGGUUUAGAGUGAUUCUUGAUGAGGCGCACACGAUAAAAUCUUCAAGAAGUCAAAUUUCCAUUGCUGCUGCUGCUCUAGUUGCUGAGUGCCGCUGGUGUCUUACUGGCACUCCUAUCCAGAAUAACCUGGAGGACAUCUACAGUCUUCUUCGGUUUUUGAAGGUGGAACCUUGGGAAAGUUGGGCAUGGUGGAAUAAACUUGUCCAAAAACCAUUUGAGGAGGGUGAUGAGAGAGGGCUGAAGUUGAUUCAGUCCAUCUUAAAGCCAAUUAUGUUAAGGAGAACAAAGUCUAGCACAGAUCGAGAAGGCAGGCCAAUUCUAGUUCUCCCUCCUGCAGAUAUUCAGGUGAUAUAUUGUGAACUGACAGAAGCAGAAAGAGAUUUCUAUGAAGCUUUGUUUAAAAGAUCCAAGGUGAAGUUUGAUCAGUUUGUAGAGCAAGGACGAGUUCUUCAUAAUUAUGCUUCUAUCUUGGAGUUACUUUUACGCCUUCGCCAAUGUUGUGAUCAUCCAUUUCUUGUGAUGAGUCGAGGUGAUAGACAAGAAUAUUCUGACCUAAACAAGCUAGCAAAACGCUUCCUUAAAGGUGGCCAGGAUGCCCAAGAUGGAGAUGCCAGAGAUAUGCCUUCACGGGCAUAUGUUCAAGAGGUUGUGGAAGAGUUGCGCAAGGGGGAGCAAGGAGAGUGUCCAAUAUGUCUUGAAGCAUUUGAAGAUGCAGUAUUGACACCUUGUGCUCACCGCUUAUGUCGAGAGUGUCUGUUGGCAAGCUGGCGAAAUCCUUCUUCUGGUUUAUGCCCUGUUUGUAGGAAAACCAUCACUAGGCAAGAGCUGAUUACAGCUCCAACUGACAGUCGGUUCCAGAUUGAUAUUGAAAAAAAUUGGGUGGAAUCAUCCAAAGUUAAUGUUCUUUUGCAAGAACUUGAAAAUCUUCAUUCAUCAGGAUCUAAGAGUAUUCUCUUCAGCCAAUGGACUGCCUUUCUGGAUCUCUUACAAAUUCCUCUUUCUAGGAGUAGCAUUCCAUUUGUUCGUCUGGAUGGGACUCUAAACCAACAGCAGCGUGAAAGAGUUAUAAAACAGUUUUCAGAAGAUGACAACAUCCUGGCAUGUAUUACUGAUGUCAUUGAAGGCUGGAGGUGUUGGGAUAAAUCUGACAGCAGCUUCGAAUGCCUUUGUCAUGGACCCUUGGUGGAAUCCAGCUGUAGAGGAACAAGCUGUGAUGCGGAUUCAUCGCAUUGGACAAACAAAACAAGUGAGGAUCAAGCGGUUCAUUGUAAAGGGAACGGUUGAGGAAAGAAUGGAGGCAGUGCAAGCACGCAAGCAGCGGAUGAUUUCUGGUGCCUUGACUGAUCAAGAAGUUCGAAAUGCCCGAAUUGAAGAGCUGAAAAUGCUUUUUACGUAGACUUUUGUGGUGAAUAGAGGUCUUAUGCUGAUUCAGAAUGGGCAUUCUCCUGACCUUUAUGAGUUCAUGGAAUCAAGAUACAUAGAGAACAAAAUAAGGUUUUUUUUUGGGUGGCACCAGAUAUUUGGAGGAUAGCUCCAGGGUAUCUUUGUUUAAUGCACAAUUCUGGUCCUUUGAGACUGGAGUGGCAAGGCUGCCGGCAGAUUACAAAAUUGGCUAUCCGAUUGCCACAUCCUUGAUUAUUUAAUAAAACUGAGAUUUAUUCCAGACCAAAACGAAAUUUAGCUUCCGGCAUUGAAGAAUGAUGGAGCUAUUCGGGUGUGUUUAGUGGCCAAUCUUCUUUGGUCGCUUAACGGAGGAAGUGUUAAAUUAUCAUAUAUCCGUUAUGCUUUUGGAACUAUUUGUGUAUUUUGAACUGACUGAUUAUAUCCAAAUAUAGAGUUUAGGUUUGAAGUAUUGCAUUGUAAAACUACCAAUCUUUUGUCCAUCUUUUGUUUCCUUUUUGUCAUUUCUCCUUUAAAAAAUAGUAACUCAUUCAUUUUGGUUUUUGUA
Hevea brasiliensis (rubber tree) is the source of this 3951-nucleotide messenger RNA. RefSeq names its product DNA repair protein RAD5A. Gene Ontology annotation, molecular function: nucleic acid binding; ATP binding; zinc ion binding. The record is from RefSeq and is a predicted model, not a curated record. NCBI's taxonomy places the organism in Eukaryota, Viridiplantae, Streptophyta, Magnoliopsida, Malpighiales, Euphorbiaceae. The transcript is spliced from 20 exons. Bases 261 to 3287 code for a protein of 1008 amino acids.